CCUGUAAAAGAAAAAGGUUAUUAUACAACAAAUACAAAAAUAUGAAAUAAAGAAACAUUUUUUGAUUCUUGAUAAACAGGUACAAACAGGAUCAAAUCAUAUCAUUAUGUGAAAAGCUUAAAAGGAUUUGACCUUUUAUAUUAAUGUAUACAAAACCAAUACAAAAUAACCUUUUGUACAACUCACCUUGAUAUAACUUACAACUAGUAAGUAUUUCUGAAUGUAACUUCAUCAAUCACUUAUAUAAACAAAAUCGUAAACAUGUAAAUUAAGAAGAAAGACUGGAUAUCACAAACAAAGACACCUAUUAAGACAUUUCAUUAAUAUUUUCCAUGAAGAUGAAAUAUAAUUGAGUGUUUGAAUAUUUAUCAUAUAAAAUCCUCACUAUGUUAAAGAAUUCAUUACCGACUUUAAAGCAUUUCCAUCACCAAAGGCAAAUUGCUUUGUCAACCAACAAAAGAUACUCUACAAAUUUACCUGAUAAAACAGAUACUGAAAAGAAACGUUGGUCUAAUCGAUGGGCUAAACCCAUAUCAGAAAUUGAAGGAGAAUGGUCAAGUAAAUUUAAAUUAUUUGCUCCGAAAAAAGGACUUGACCCAAGCAUUAUAAAGUUUAUAACAACUCCCAAAAAUAUUACACCCUCAGGAAUAAAAACUUGGUGGAGUAAUGUGAAACGUAAGGUUGACAUUGAAGAUCAAGUAUUUUCAAAAGAAAGACAUAAUUUCUUAGGAAAUGAUUUAGCAGCUGCACAUUUCAUUAUUUAUAGAAAAGGAUCUGUUAAAUUUUUUGGAACAGACAAAUGGCUGAAACUUGACGAGGAUGAUGAUGAAUGUGAAGGUUUGCCUAAAUUUAACGUACCAGACCUCUAUGUCUCUCAUAUAGAUUGUAGUAAUAUGAACAUUUAUUAUGAAGGAUUACAAAAUUUAGUAAGGUUACAAAAACUUACCUGGUUAUCAUUUAGAAACUGCAAAACUAUAGAUGAUUUUUGCCUUGACCGUAUCAGCGGCGAAUAUGGUGAUACCCUAAAAUAUUUAGAUAUUAGUGGUUGUUCUAUUACAGAAAGAGGCCUAAAUGCUUUAUAUAGACUAAUGAAUCUAGAAACUCUAAUAGUUACAAAUGUAAAAGAAUCUAUCUCUUUUGAAUUAACUUGUGCAAUGUUAGAAGAAUUGUAUCCCAAAUUAAUUAUUAAAUCUAUGGAUGAGUCUGUAAAACAAGUUGAAUAAAAUAUUUGUUCUAUUUUAAA
Molecule: messenger RNA, 1243 nt
Organism: Ctenocephalides felis (cat flea)
Lineage: Eukaryota; Metazoa; Arthropoda; Insecta; Siphonaptera; Pulicidae
Product: distal membrane-arm assembly complex protein 2-like
Exons: 3
Coding region: 387-1223 (278 amino acids)
Source: RefSeq, a predicted model, not a curated record